Messenger RNA from Geodia barretti, 759 nucleotides. The record is from the annotation of a GenBank genome assembly. NCBI's taxonomy places the organism in Eukaryota, Metazoa, Porifera, Demospongiae, Tetractinellida, Geodiidae.
GAGGGAAAGACUGCGCUUGUUACCGGAGGUUCCUCAGGCAUCGGCGAGGCGAUCGCGCUGAGAUUCGCCGCCGAGGGAGCGCGGAUCGCCGUCGCCGGCUCCUCGAGUCUGGCCAAGGCACAGGGCGUCGUGGACAAAAUCGAAGCGGCGGGCGGUGCGGCCCAGGCCUUUGUCGGCGACGUGCGCGAUGUGAACGCGGUCAAGGCGCUGGUUGCCGACGUGAAGGCGGCGUUCGGGCGCAUCGACAUCCUGGUCAACUCGGCCGGCAUCUUCGAGCCCAAUUUCAUCGGCGAGACGACCGAGACCCAGUACGACGAGAUGAUGGACAUCAACGUCAAGGGCUCCUUCUUCGCCAUCAACGAGGUCGCGCCCAUCAUGAUCGAGCAGGGCGGCGGCAAGAUCGUCAAUCUCUCGUCCGUCUGCGGCAACAUGGGGUUCAAGACCUUCUCCGUCUAUUGCGCGACGAAGGCGGCGAUCAACCUUCUCACCCGCUCGCUGGCGCUGGAGCUCAGCCCCCACAACAUCGCGGUGAACGCGAUCCUGCCCGGCAACACGGCGACGCCGAUGAACGAGAAGAUCCGCUCCGAGCCGCAGUUCAAGGAGAUGCUGGAGGGCAUGAGCGCGGUGACGCCGAGCACCCGGACCUAUUCGGACGCCGACGACAUGGCCUCUGCCGCGCUCUUCCUCUGCUCCGAGGACGGCCGCGCCGCCCACGGCUCGCUCAUGCUGCUCGACGAGGGCAUUUCCUGCGGCCUCUGA